Messenger RNA from Mesorhabditis belari, 795 nucleotides. The record is from the annotation of a GenBank genome assembly. Lineage: Eukaryota; Metazoa; Nematoda; Chromadorea; Rhabditida; Rhabditidae.
AUGUACAACUACAAGAAUUCUCUACAAUUCACACUCUUCAUCGCCAUUUUGAUCAAUAAACUGGAUUCCCAAAUCAAUCUCGGUACUUUCAAUCUCGGUCGUGACCCAUUCGGUCAAUGGAAUCUUGGCUUUAAUCAAGGCGCAAAUUUGUUCGGUUUCGGCGGUGAUCGCGGAUUUUCACUGAGUGGAGGAGAUCGGGGACUCGGAUUGCAAACGAACGGUGGCGCACUUGUUGGCGGUGAACGAGUGGGCGUCGACUCGGGGCUGGGUUUGGAUAAACAAAACGGGUUGGGAUUGGGCAGUUUGCUGUCGUUCGGGAACACCCCAGCGAAUCGCCCGGGCGGUCAAUUGCAGCAAUUUUUGGAGAACAUCGGUCGCUUCUUCACAGCCGGAGCUGCUCCACCCCCAACAGCCGGAAUCUCUUCAUCGGGUGGCCCGCUUGGUUCGAUUGGGGUAAUCGGGAAUCGCCACGCGCCCGAGAUCCCAGAACAAAGGGAAAUUGAUGGAACUGGGAAAGGAAGUGGGAAAAAUGGCGAAGGAAUUGAAGUAGAAGAUCGAGUCGAUGAUGGAGAAGUGAAGAAAGGAGAAAAUGGAAGAUUCCCUACGUUGGAACCAGAUGAUCGAAUUACCGCAACCCCGGCGGUUCAAGUCGAGUCAAAUAUCGACGAAAUCGAGGAAUUCACCGAAAUUCCAGUUUUCGGAAAAACCGAAAACCCCCGCCACCUCCCAGGGCUCAUCGAAAUGGACCCACGCGGAUCAGGGAUAAAACCUGGAUUCGAAAAAUCUUCCAAAAAC